Echinococcus granulosus is the source of this 1521-nucleotide messenger RNA. RefSeq names its product Coiled-coil domain-containing protein. Lineage: Eukaryota; Metazoa; Platyhelminthes; Cestoda; Cyclophyllidea; Taeniidae. The coding region runs from base 1 to 1521 and encodes 506 amino acids. The transcript has 6 exons. The record is from RefSeq and is a predicted model, not a curated record.
AUGGAUCGCCGAAAAUUAUAUAAUCAAAGGGGAGAUGACAUCAAAGUCAACGUUUUCUGCAAUCGUAGAAGGGCUACCGACUGCCAAAUUGAGAAGCAACAUGGAAAAACUAUCAAAACACUCCUACCUGAAUCAGAUCGAACAAGGGAACUAAUAAUCAAAAAUGAGAAAAUCAAUGAGAAGUCAAUAUUUCUUUCAAAAGCGGAAAUGGAACGGAUUCGUAAUAGUGCUCGCAUUUUAACUGAUGAAGAAUUAAAAGAAAAGGAAAUAAAGGAUAAAGAAUUGAAGGACAAACUUAUGGCUAAGUUAACAAAUCGCAAGGAUGAGAUGAAAAAGCUCGAUAUGGAGCGUCGUGCGAACGAGAAACUCAACGAGUUGGAGGAAGAGGCAAGGCAGAAGGCGCAAUACCUUCUGUCGAAGGCGAUGGAGCAGCGCCAGGAUGAGGAGGAAGAAAUAAAGCAACUGAACGCAGCUAUUACAAAUGCUAAGAUCCAGACUAUUCGCGAUGCACAGGUGCUCGAAAAACAGCAAAUUAAGAAGGAAUUGGCUGAGGAGAAUGACCGACUUGAUCGCAUGAUGGAAAUGGACCGUCAAAACGCUCUCCAGAUCCAGACUGCAAUUGAGACGAAACGAAAAGAAGCGGAAAUGUUGGGAGAAUGUGAAAUAAUUAACCAGAUAAACCAGAAUGAGCAGGAGCGUUUACUGAGACUAGAAAAGACGGAGCAGGAGAAUAUGGCGGUACGCAAGAAGAUAGCGAGUGAGAUGCUGGAGGAGAUGAACCGUAGAAUUGACAGGAAGACAAAGCAGCAGCUCCUAAGAGAGGAAUUGGAUAAGUGCAACGAUUCGAUGCGCAAAAUGCGAUUGAAAAAGGCUGAGGAAGAAAGACUGCUUGAUUUGAAAAUCAUGCAAGAACAGAAGGCAAAAGCUGAGCGUGAGGCGGCCUUUGAGGAGGAGCAGCGAUGCAUCCGCUGUGAGAAGGAGAGAGAGACGAACCGACUGCGGGGCUUACAGGAACGUGCCAUCGAUCUGCAGGCAGAGAAGAACGCUCUGCGUGCUAAGCGGGCCAUGGAGGAGAACGAACGACAAUGGCGCCGGAAGGAGCUGGCAGCCGCCAAGAGAGCUCAGGAAGCCAGGGAGGAAAUGAACCGAGAGCGCAUCAGAGCGGAAGAAAACAAGACCCGUCUUCUUGCCAUGGAGGCGACGCGCAACAAAGUGGACUUCGAACGAAUUCUACAACACCAGAAGGAAUUGAUAGAAAAGGAUAGACUUGAAGAGAAAAGGCGCAAUAAGAUGAAAAUGGAGUUCUGUAACGACUUGAAGAAGCAGAUAUGUGAGAAGGAGCAGCAAAGAAUCGCGGAGCGAAAUGCCUUCUUCGAAGAGGGUGUGAGAAUGGAAGAAGAGGCGCGGCUGCGUCGUUUACGUUUGGAAGAUGCUAAGAAUCGUAAGAUGGAAGAACUCAGGCAAGCCUUCGUCGACUUUACUGAGUCCUUAGCUGAACCAUCACUCAUUCAAUCAAGCUAG